AUGAACGACAUGUUGCCGCCGCCGAUGACUCCGGCCGCCUCAGACUGGGGUCGCCGGCGGACCAACGGGGGCAACAAGGCCUUUCACAAUUUUGCAAACGACUACUCUCAUAUAUCCGAUCCCAACUUACGGAGAAGAUUAGCACUGAGCGAGAUCGAUAAGGUCCCUUUCGGCUUAUACCAUGUAAGAGCCAUUCUCGUUGCCGGCGUUGGUUUCUUCCUCGACUCGUACGACAUCUUCGCCAUCAACCUGAUCACCACCCUGCUCGGCGUCGUGUUCUGGCAAGGCCCCCCUAACCAGAACGUUCAUGGUUACGGCGGCAACAACGGCGAGUUGCCGAGCUCCGUCAACUCGGCCCUGAAAGCUUCCACCAGCGGCGGCAUCAUCAUCGGCCAAGUUGUUUUCGGCUGGUUGGCCGAUGUCUUUGGCAGACGGAGGAUGUAUGGCGUGGAACUCGGAAUCAUCAUCUUGGCCACCCUGAGCGCCGCCCUCGUGUCACCAAGCCAGUCCGUCAGCUUCACCGGACUAAUGAUAUUCUGGAGGGUUAUCAUGGGUGUUGGCAUCGGAGGUGACUAUCCGCUCAGUUCCGUCAUAACUUCAGAGUUCGCCCCCACGCGUUGGAGAGGAGCCAUGAUUGCGGCCGUUUUCUCCAUGCAGGGCAUGGGCCAGCUCGGCGCUGCCGUCGUUGCGUUGGUGACCGCCGAAGCCUUCAAGGACUCGUACCUGGACGUGCACACUCUCAGUGACUGCCACGAUCGAUGCCAACUAGCCGCUGACCGCUCAUGGCGCAUCAUCGUCGGCAUGGGCGCAGUACCUGCCUGCAUAGCCUUGUACUACCGGAUCACCAUUCCCGAAACGCCUCGAUACACCUUCGACGUCGAACAAGAUGUCGAAAAGGCCGACGCAGAUAUCCGUGCCUACAUGUCGAGCAAGUCAAAGGGAGACUUUGAUCCGGAGGUGCAAGCGAGGAUGAAAAAGGAAACCGGUCUCGCCUACAACACGCCGGCCGCGUCCUGGCCUGACGCGUGGGCCUACUUCUCUCAAUGGAAGCACUUCAAGAUGCUGAUGGGCACUGCUUUGUCGUGGUUUUUUCUGGAUUUGGCAUUCUACGGUUUGGGAUUGAACAGUACAGUUGUACUACAAACCAUUGGUUUCGCUGACGGCGACAACUUUUACGAAAGGCUACACAACCAAGCCAUUGGCCUGAUCAUUUUGGCAUGCGCUGGCGCCAUCCCGGGGUAUUGGACAUCGGUUUUCACAAUCGAUACCAUCGGCCGAAAGCCCAUCCAAAUCAUGGGCUUCUUCAUCUUGACUGUCAUUUUCUGCAUCCUUGGCUUCAUGCUUCACCAGCUCUCGGACGCCGUUUUCAUCACCAUCUACGUAAUCGGCCAGUUCUUUUUCAACUUCGGCCCAAAUACCACCACCUUCAUCGUCCCCGGCGAGUGCUUCCCGACGCGGUACCGAUCUACAGGGCACGGAAUCUCAGCGGCGAUGGGCAAGGUCGGUGCCAUCCUAGCACAAGUCAUCAGCAUCCCUCUGCUGGCCAAGGACGUGCCGGGUGACUGCCACGGCGACCACUGUGCGCCAUGGCUCGAUCGCCUCCUGGAACUGUUCGCCCUCUUCAUGUUCCUGGGCAUGCUAUCUUCUUUACUCAUCCCGGAGACAAAAGGCAUGACGCUGGAGGAACUGGCUGGCGAGACCCCGACCUCAUACAACCGCGGCCGUAAUGGUAGCAUAUCGCACUACCCCCGUCAAGGCUCGAAAUGGAACCCGUUUUCCGGGGGCCGUCCAGCGGGAUUCCACUACCCGCGCUCAAGCAGCAUCAAUACCGCCCGGGUCGGCAUCAUGUCGUCCCCCGUCUUGCUGGCCGAGGAGGAGCGUUGGAGAAGGGGUCAGUCGCGGAGCUGGCGGAAGAGGAGGAAAGAACGAGGCGCGAACAGCAGCACGGCCGGCACGGAUGAAUACGCCAUGAGCAUCCGCAACAGCGGCGUCUCCUCGGCGCACGGUCGGAACAUGGGCGCCGUUGACGAGCAGAUGCCACCGGAGCCGGUGGCGCCCGGCGUCUUCCCGACAUGGGGGGCUGGGUGGGGCCGGGUGGAUCGCGGCGCGCAGCCGAUGGAAAACGUGAAGCUGCACGAUGUGGGGAGUCUACUGCGGAGGGACUCCCAUAGGGACUCCCGGCCUUGA
Molecule: messenger RNA, 2187 nt
Organism: Colletotrichum higginsianum IMI 349063
Lineage: Eukaryota; Fungi; Ascomycota; Sordariomycetes; Glomerellales; Glomerellaceae
Product: H+ symporter
Exons: 5
Coding region: 1-2187 (728 amino acids)
Biological process (GO): phosphate ion transport; transmembrane transport
Cellular component (GO): membrane
Molecular function (GO): phosphate transmembrane transporter activity
Source: RefSeq, a predicted model, not a curated record